AUGGUUCUUAAACUCUACGGAAUGAGCCUGUCGACCUGCACUCGCCGUGUCGCCGCCAUUCUCCGCGAGAAGGAUGUACCAUACGAGCUCGUCGAGAUCAGCCUCAUGAAAGGCGAGCACAAGUCGCCUGCUUACCUCGAGAAGCAACCAUUCGGUCAGGUUCCUUACAUUGAGGAUGACGGCCUCAUUCUAUUUGAAUCGCGGGCCAUUGCCCGUUACGUCGCCCGCAAGUACAGCUCGCAGGGCACACCAGAGCUUCUUCCUACCGACCUGAGCGCGUAUGCUGCUUUCGAGCAAGCCGCAUCGAUCGAGGCCUCGAACUUUGAUCCCUUCGCGAGCGGUAUUGUAGGCGAGAAGGUCUUCAAGCCGAUGCGCGGCCUUACAACCAAUGAAGAGCGUGUGAAAGAGCUUUACGCCACCCUCGAAGCUAAGCUUGACGCCUACAACACGAUUCUCGGAAAGCAGAAGUACCUCGCCGGAGACCAGAUUACGCUUGCCGACCUGUUCCAUCUUCCGUACGGGUUCAUGCUUGGUCAGGCUGGGUACGAUAUUAUGACCCAGAAACCGAACGUUGCAAGGUGGUGGAAUGACAUCACGAGCAGGCCGUCGUGGAAGGCUGUCGAAAAUGGCGCUUGAAUGACUAAGGCCACUCGAGGGUGCUGAUGUCGAAACGCAAAUAUAGUGACGAGCGUGUCCAAAUGUUGUUUUGAACGUACGAACAAGAAGCGCUUUAUAUACUAUCAAUAAAUCCAUAUGUGAUUUUAUCAGUCC
Messenger RNA from Stereum hirsutum FP-91666 SS1, 771 nucleotides. RefSeq names its product glutathione S-transferase-like protein. Gene Ontology annotation, molecular function: glutathione transferase activity; glutathione binding. NCBI's taxonomy places the organism in Eukaryota, Fungi, Basidiomycota, Agaricomycetes, Russulales, Stereaceae. Bases 1 to 636 code for a protein of 211 amino acids. The record is from RefSeq and is a predicted model, not a curated record. The transcript has 4 exons. Gene Ontology annotation, cellular component: cytoplasm.